AUGUGGGACAUGCCAGUCAAUACUGAUAGAACUAUAACAGCGAACAGACCAGAUAUCAUCGUUAAAGAUUCAGUUAAUUCCACCUGCAAACUUAUUGAUAUGACUGUUCCAUCAGAUAGAAACAUCGCACUGAAGGAAACUGAAAAAAAAUGCAAGUACAAACACCUAGAACUAGAAAUGCAGAGAAUGUGGCAUAUGAAAACCGUAGUGAUCCCUGUGGUUGUUGGUGCGCUUGGUACAGUGAAGAAGGGUAUGGUAGAAAACAUCAAGAAAGUAUCAGAAAGAGCUAAUAUGACAGAGAUUCAAAAGAUCUGCAUGCUGGGAUCUGCACGAAUCCUCAGAAAGGUGCUUAGUGUAUGAACAGAAUGAUUGACUUGAGUGACUGACGCUCUAGGUGCAUGGUUUGCGCCCGGCUGAUGCACAAAAAGAACACCAGCAAAGACUGUGAUAAUAGAGACAAUAAUAAUAAUAAUAAUAAUAAUAAUAAUAAUAUUAAUAAUACAGGAAGCGCCACGACAAGGUGGCCCAGCAAGUUCACUGGGAGCUACAGGUGCAUAUUCAGAAAGUAUGGGUUAGAGUGUAACGAUAAGUGGUAUGACCAUCAACCUCAACCAGUUGUAGAGAAUAGAGAAGUAAGGAUAACUUGGGAUAUGACUAUUUAGUAAAAUUCAACUAGUGGUCUAUCAUCAAUGCUGCGUUCUGAUUGGUUGAGCUACUACUAGGCUAUAUGUUAUAGCCCACUAGUAGCGAUAAGCGCCGGCUUUUUGGCGGCAAAAAAGGAUUGAAGUGUAGCCUCAACCAGCUAAAGUUAUUUUGUCUCGAUAUUUUUGACCAACUAGUUGGAUUUUACUAAAACAAUUAUUCCUCUCACCCUCGUGGCCUCUGAGUCAAUAGCCCAUGAGGCCCAUUCAGGCUCAAGGAAUAAUUGUUAAAUACAUCGAUAAGCGGCUGAAGCGCAAUCGUCCAGAUAUCACUGUAGUGCACAAAGACACACAGGAGUGGACAAUUAUCGACAUUGCUGUGCCAGCGGACAAAGAUAUCCUACUUACUACUUGGGACGAAAAGGUGGAAAGGAAUCAAGACCUAGAUCUAGAAAUUUAA
Molecule: messenger RNA, 1101 nt
Organism: Porites lobata
Lineage: Eukaryota; Metazoa; Cnidaria; Anthozoa; Scleractinia; Poritidae
Source: the annotation of a GenBank genome assembly